GAAAAUAGUCAUUCGCCAGAAAAAGACUUUGAAAGUAGGACAGUCUGGGGCCCAACAAAGGUUGAACGGUCAAAAAGAAGAAUACAAAACAAAUUAAAAAAACAAUAAGAUAAAAGAAAACAUUAAAAAAGAAUUAGAUUUAAAAAAACAUUAAAUGUUUGGGAUAUAGUGUUUGACUGUCCUCUCUCUCUCUCUCUCUCUCCCCUUCUCAAAAACAGCCACCACCAGACCACACCAAACCAAAAACCCAUUCCAUCCCCAAGAACAGCUACUUCAAACCACUUUGUCCUUUUUUAUCUUCUCUCUCUUAAUUCAUAAAGAAAUAAAACUUAAAUUCAUCAUUCACACAGCAAAUUCCUUAAGCUAAAGAGAUCUUGCUCUUGAAUCCAUAUCAUGAAUCCACCUCCUUUGCUUCUUCGUUUCGUCUGUUUGCACGAUCUGUAAUUACUAAGCUCUGUAUUGGAUUGGGAAGGUGAAUUGCUACGGGAUCUCAGUUUUCUUUUUCUUUGAGCAAAUGGCUUCUGUGAGUGUUGCACCUACUUCUGGAAUACGAGAUCCAGGUGGGAAUGCAGCUGGUGUUGAUAGGUUGCCUGAUGAGAUGAAUGACAUGAAAAUUAGGGAUGACAAGGAAAUGGAAGCAACAGUUGUUGAUGGUAAUGGAACAGAGACUGGUCAUAUAAUCGUCACAACUAUUGGUGGCAAAAAUGGCCAGCCAAAACAGACUAUAAGCUAUAUGGCUGAGCGUGUUGUUGGGCAUGGAUCUUUUGGAGUAGUAUUCCAGGCUAAAUGUUUAGAGACUGGUGAAGCUGUUGCUAUCAAAAAGGUUCUACAAGAUAAAAGGUACAAGAACCGAGAGUUGCAAACCAUGCGUCUGCUGGACCAUCCAAAUGUAGUAUCUUUGAAACACUGUUUCUUUUCAACAACUGAGAAGGAUGAGCUCUAUCUUAACCUGGUACUUGAGUAUGUCCCUGAGACCGUCCAUCGGGUGAUCAAACACUACAACAAGAUGGGCCAAAGGAUGCCACUGAUAUAUGUCAAACUUUAUUUUUACCAGAUUUGUAGAGCUCUUGCUUACAUUCACAACAGUAUUGGGGUGUGCCAUAGGGAUAUAAAGCCUCAAAAUUUGUUGGUCAACCCACAUACCCACCAGCUGAAACUAUGCGACUUUGGAAGUGCAAAAGUUUUGGUGAAAGGGGAACCCAACAUAUCUUAUAUAUGUUCUAGGUACUAUCGAGCACCUGAACUUAUAUUUGGCGCUACCGAGUAUACGACAGCCAUUGACAUCUGGUCUGCUGGAUGUGUUUUAGCCGAAUUGCUGCUUGGACAGCCUCUCUUUCCUGGUGAGAGUGGAGUGGACCAGCUUGUUGAAAUUAUCAAGGUUUUGGGCACUCCAACAAGGGAGGAAAUAAAAUGCAUGAAUCCUAACUACACAGAGUUCAAAUUUCCACAGAUCAAAGCUCACCCAUGGCAUAAGAUAUUCCAUAAGCGCAUGCCCCCUGAAGCUGUGGACCUUGUCUCAAGAUUAUUGCAAUAUUCUCCAAAUCUUCGAAGUACAGCUUUGGAUGCUUUGAUCCACCCCUUCUUUGACGAGCUACGUGACCCGAACACUCGCUUACCGAAUGGACGUUUCCUUCCACCACUUUUCAACUUUAGACCUCAUGAACUGAAGGGAGUACCAGUUGAGGUGUUGGUGAAGCUAAUCCCAGAGCAUGCAAGAAAGCAGUGUGCCUUCCUUGGUUUGUGAUGUGGUGCAGUUCUUUGUAGUUAGUGUCUGCUGCUCGCAGAAAAAACAAAUAUGCUGUAGAGAAGUAGCUAGUUUCAAGUGAUCAUAUUGAAGCCGUGUCAUUUGUUAUGCAUCCUCUGUUCAUUUAUUCCUUAUUAUUAUUAUUUUUUUUUCAUCUUCUACCUCUUUGUAGAGAGCAGAUAAAAAGAAGGUUCUGCUUAUUAUGUUGUUAAGCCUCCUCAGAUAGACACUGACCCUUUAUUUUCAGUUAAGACAAGAUCAAUACAUUUAUUUUAUCAGUAUUCCAGACUACUUAAUAUUAUAUGAUAAGGAGUUCGUAUUUGACA
This is a messenger RNA of Ricinus communis (castor bean), 2070 nucleotides long. RefSeq names its product shaggy-related protein kinase alpha. Gene Ontology annotation, molecular function: protein serine/threonine kinase activity; ATP binding. Gene Ontology annotation, biological process: signal transduction; protein phosphorylation. NCBI's taxonomy places the organism in Eukaryota, Viridiplantae, Streptophyta, Magnoliopsida, Malpighiales, Euphorbiaceae. Gene Ontology annotation, cellular component: cytoplasm. The transcript has 13 exons. The record is from RefSeq and is a predicted model, not a curated record. The coding region runs from base 515 to 1744 and encodes 409 amino acids.